AUGAAACCAGAGGCCAGUGAAGAACAGAUCGCUUUAGAAGCAGACCGCCUCCGAUCUUUAGAGGCCGACACUCUCCUGAAAGAGCCAGGCCAAUGGGAGCCUUUUGUCAAGCGCAAAGAGUGGACAGAGGCAAUCAGAGGGGGACACUGGUACAUGGCAGAGGGAGCUUUUAAAACAGCAGAAAACAAGGUCAAAGAAAGCAAAAAGGUUCUUAAGAGUGAGAUUGGAAAACAAUUUAAAUACAAAGACUGGAGAAAGUAUGGGGAUAAGAACUCCGGUCUUGGAGAAUUCAUUAAUGCAGAUCAUCAACCGCCAGUCAAUAGCAUAUUGAACGCAAGAAACUUGAACAAGGAUAGUAAGUUAGCUAAAGCUAUGCUUGAGGUGGGAACAAACUCAUCUCCUCUCGAAACCAAUCUUAUUCCUAAUGUAAGAGAAAGACAUGGCCAUGAGCUUCCGACUGUCUUAGUUCCAAAGGAAAUACAUCGGGAAUUUCCAAGUACCAAAUCACAGGCCUUCAGGAACGCUUUAUCUUCAGCCAUAAGCAACGACGAUGCUGUGGGUGCCUUUAAACUGACCAUCCUUGGCGCAAUGCCCAGAUUCAGAUUGAGUGAUAACAAGAGUUUCAAGAAUUUCCAGAAUAACCCAGAAAGUAAAACCAGACUUAAAGUUUUUGAAAAAAGUUUUCAAAAACAUUCCCAAAGCAUGGUACAAGAAUGGUUCAACCAGCUUCAAGGAAAAGGUGUCAUGAGCCAAAAAGAUUUCGACAGCCUUACUAAAUGGAUCGAUGAGCGGGGAUAUGAAAAACAAAACGAUCCACACAGGAACCAAGUCGCCAGUCUCCUAUAA
Porites lobata is the source of this 846-nucleotide messenger RNA. The record is from the annotation of a GenBank genome assembly. NCBI's taxonomy places the organism in Eukaryota, Metazoa, Cnidaria, Anthozoa, Scleractinia, Poritidae.